Molecule: messenger RNA, 2948 nt
Organism: Dendronephthya gigantea
Lineage: Eukaryota; Metazoa; Cnidaria; Anthozoa; Malacalcyonacea; Nephtheidae
Exons: 15
Coding region: 89-2884 (931 amino acids)
Source: RefSeq, a predicted model, not a curated record
AUGUUGAGUGAUGUGUUACAGUUUGUCACAGGGGCUGAUGAUGAACCAGUAUUGGGAUUUGCAAUGCGUCCGACGAUAAGAAUUCAAAAUGGCAGCCAGACCGCCUAAGCGAUUCAAGUCAUGUAAACUUCGAGUGCGCUCAGUUUCGACGAGUGGCAGGACAACUACCAGGAAAAUCACCCUGAAGAAAUCAAAUUCCUCUGAUUCCUCUAAAUUAGAGUCAAAUUCAGCGCCAUCACGUACGAAAGAACAAGAUAUUCGGCCUGAAUUUGAUAGCAAUGACCUGUGUGAUAAUAUCAGUGAUAAUAUGGAACAAAGCACUUGCGUAAGAGAUUAUCAGACCCGACGAGAAAAAGAAUACGAAGGCUGGCAAGAGAUUCGGGAGUUGCUUUUAGAUGGUCGAAUUGAAGAAGAAGAGUUUCUUAGCGAAGAAAAAUGUGUUAAGUGCAGAGUAGCUGAGGUUACAAUUCGUUGUAACGAAUGUGGACAUAACACAUAUUUUUGUGAGAGUUGUGCAAACAGCACUCAUGAUACCUGCAACUACUUCCACGUGUUAGAGAAGUUCAAGGAUGGUUUAAUUCUGCCAUAUUUCCCAAACCACAAUGUACUUGCAGGGAGACAUCAAACACACUGUCCAGGAGCUGUUUCAAGGAAUGUUAUUUGCAUAGAUCAAUAUGGUAGACAACAUCAGAAGAGAAUCCUAUUUUGUGAUUGUGAGAAGGAUGCAGUCACAUUAAUAAGAUUAAAGCUGUGGCCAGGCAGUGCUUCUCGCCCUUCCUUAGCAUUUCAUCUGAGAUUAAUGGAGUUGGCAGAGACUUUACUACUUGAGUGUCAUGUAUCCCUUCGAAAAUUUUGUGAUGUAUUGGGAAUAUUAACAAAGUCUUCACCUUUACCAUUAUGGGUUAAGAACAUGUACUCAACUCUGAAUAGUGAUUCAUUUGAUGAAUUUCGGUACCAUCAGCAUUUGUUGAGAAGUAGAUACCCCAUGGUAAAGCAACACAUCAGUUGUCAGGGACAAAAUCUAUGUCCUCUUUGCCCCAAGGCCAAUGAAGCUGGAACAUUGAUUGAAUCAAUGGACGCUUGCUUUGGUCUUGUGAGAAAGAAGUCCUCUGGUAAAGCAUCCUUCGCACCUAGGCACCCAUGCACAAUGUUUUUUGAUCAAGAAAAAGUUGACAACUUUGUUGAGAGUUACACAUUGAAGGCAGAGCAAGCAAAAACUGAUUGCAAUGAAUUUAAAGCUGGGGAGGUGAACAACAUGUUAAGGUCCAAAGGCAGGAACAAAUUAUAUGAUGUGAAAGGUGUUUUUGGUCGUGUCUGCCGACAUGAUUAUCCUAAAGCAUUUAUGGAUAUAAAGCAUGGGGAAAGAAUUGCGUAUUCAGUUUUCAGCAUUCAACAUCUGCUGGACAAUUCUAACGAAAAUUGUACAAUAAAGGUCAUGUAUGACAUUGCAUGUACUUUGAAUGCACAUUUGAAGAAAAAUGAAAGACAAGAUUUACUAGAAAAGGUCACUUUUGCAAUUCCCAUUUUUCACUGCUACGGACACAAGUCAACAUGCCAGAUACAGUAUAGCCCUAGAAGACAAUUGGGAUAUGGGUUGACAGAUGGUGAAGGGGUAGAGAGGCUCUGGUCAUUUCUUCGGAGGUUCUCUGCAAUGACCAAAGAAAUGAACACUGGUCGGCGCAUUGAUCUAUUGACUGAUGCAUUGCUGCAUUACUCCACUCGUCAACGUCAACAGUUUGGAUCUGCACUGGCAGGGAAGCUGAAAAGGGUUCCAGAACUGAUGUCCAAUACACUGUCUCAAACUCAGGAGCUUUUUUCAAGGCUAGAUGUUUCGUAUGACCCAGAAAUAAUAGAAGUAUGGAUCAAGGAAGAGGAGAAAUUAAUUAAUGAAAAGAAUGGAAAACGGAAACCCGAACUGACGUGGCAACAUAAUUAUGUACAGCAUUUAUUGGAGCUUUAUCAGCUGAGGGUGCAGAUUGCAUGCGCCAAGGAGAGUGACCAAACGUAUUUCACAGAUAUUGUGAAAAAGAGCAAGAGAGUUGUGAAACUCGUAGAAAACACCGAGCGAAGACAUAGGGUUUUAAAAAGAUGGAAACCUGGUGAGAGGAAAUUUAACGCUGCAGCCUUGUCGUUGGAGAUGAGCAGAAACGAGGCCGUCAUAGAGUCAACUUAUGCCUUAGCAAAUGAGAGAAUGUUCUUGAUCUCAUUGAAGAAGAAGUACGCAGAUGGGCAAGCAAUAGUUAUCAAACUUUCCAAGCAAAUCACGCAGAGGACUAAUGCUAUUAAAACUGCUUUGGGAAAAUACAAUGCAUCGCUGAAGUCUUUGGAAGAUUGGAUCGAGGAACUGCCGAAAGAAAUCGAUUUUGAUGAGGCGAAAGAUCCAGGAUCGCAGCUUUACAAUGAUUUUAAGUCCCCGGCCGGUCAAAACCAAGAUACUGUGCCGUUUACAGUCAAACGAUCUGCAAUUGAUUUGCACAACUUCCUACAGAGAUGCAAGGAAGAGCAAGAACUUCUUAAAAUUGAGAGUGAAAGGCUAAUCAAUUAUUACCUAAACGAAAGGCAAGAACUGGAGUCGUAUGGUCGCGAACAUAGUGAACCUCAAACCAAAUUAAUGAGAGGAGCUGUAGCAUGUUUUAACAAAGAAAUAGUUAACCUUGAUAACACUCUGUACUCACUAUCAUAUUUGCUAGCUGAUCACUUGACAGAAGCAAGCAAACAAAAGCUGCCAACUGUGAAAGUAGAAGCGGAGCACUCGUUAUCUCCGUUACAUGCGUAUGAUUUUGGCGAGAACGCAUCGCUAGAUGAAACCAGUUCAGUUGGCGAUGAGAGUGACUUUGCGUUAAAUCUUCAAUCAUCAGACGAGGACUCGGAGAGUGAACAUUAGUUGUUGAUUGUAAAUAUUUAGUUCCAUGGUGCAACUAUUGUACUUUUAUGAAUAUAACUAUAAU